AUGCAACCUAACGUCGGUGCAUCACCUGCUGUGUCCCUGAGAGCGGCCAGAGUAGUGAAGACGCCAAGACGACCGACUGUUAAUACUGCAGCCACGGCUCAUAGCCCUCGACAGUCUCACAAGGUCUUCUUCCGUCCGAGAUCUAAGGGCGUCUGGGCUGGAACCCAUCAUGGCACCGAUAGCCAGGACUUCACAGCCGACUCUGAUGACUCCGAGUAUAGCUCGUCGUGCCUCUCGACUAGUACUCAGGCCACCACAGUAUAUGACUCGGACGUUACUGUCGGCAAGGGAUCUAGUGCAGGCAAGGUCAUGCGGGCUCCCACCCCAACCGCUCCAGUGCGUCGAGGCGGCCUGCGGCAAACGACGUCUCGCACUGGCACAGAAGCCUCUUCCUCGCGUAGCGGAUCAGGCGUCACUGUCGAGACACCAAAGCGGACUGUCCACAUUGAAGUCCUUGCGGCAAAAGAGAACCAACAGGAUACCCGCCAUCAGAAGCAGAUCGAGCAUGUGCUCAUGGAAAAGAUUGAGCAGCUGGAGCUCGAGAAGAGGAGCUGGCAUGAGAAGGAGAGCAGCGCAUUGAAGGAACUGGAAGAUGCCAUGGAGAGGUCAUCUUCUCUUGGCAUUGGGAAAGAGGAAGUUGAAAAGCAGCUUGACGACGAACGAAAGCAACGAGGCGAGGAUCGACAGCAUCUGGAUGACCUCGAGCAGGAGUUCAUCGAGCAAGGCAAGAUGCUUGGUGAUCUGCGUCUCGAGUUUGACAAACAGACAUGGGAUAUCGAAGCCUACGAGAAGGAGAAGACCACAUGGGUCGAACUCAAGGCUGCUUUGGAGGAAAAGUGCGCCGAGCUUGAGAAAAGCCUCCAGGAGAUUCAAGACCACAGGGAUGCCAAGCAGACCUUCCUGGUCGAACAGGUUGCGUCACUGCAGAUUAUCAAGGAGUCUCUAGAGGGCCGCGUCGGUGCCCUCGACAGUGAGCACGUCGCUCAACAGACAGAGAUCGGCAAUCUACUCAAGGAGCGCGACCGUCUUCGUGAAGAAUCAGAACAGCAACAAGCCUCCUUGAAAACGCUAGCCGAAGAGAAGGUUGCCGUCGAGGAGGAGAAACAAAAAAUUCAAGCUCGAGUCGAGGAGCUCGAGGGCGAAAACGAAACCCUUAAGGCGCAAGUCCGGGACCUUGAGACUGAUGUGCAGAACCUUAAAACACAGAUUGAGGGCUUGGAGGGAGAGAAAGUGGAGCAGAACACUCAAAUCACCACUCUCACCACGGAGCGCGAUGAGCUCAAGGCGGAGAACGGCGCGCUCAAGGAACAGACCUCUACUCAGGACGCGGACAUCACUAAACUUCGAGACGAAAUGGCUCCUCUCAACGAUGAGCUUGAUCGUCUUCGGCAAGAAAGUCCUAUCGCGGAGCGAGAUGGCCUACUUGCAGCUACCGCUCUCCUGAAGGCCCAGAAUUCUGAUCAAGAGGCCGAAAUGGUCAAGAUGCGCGACGAGCUCAAGAAUGCCCAGGAUGAAGUUACGAAGCUGGCAGAUAACCAAAAGGCUCUACAAGCCGAAAAUGAUGAGCUCAAGACAAAAGCUCCUGAGCCUCAGCAAGACACGACAGCAACCGAGGAACUUCAGCAACAAAUCAGCGGCCUUGAAGAGCAGAAGAAGAAGCUCGAGGAAGAGGCAGCGAAGGUUACAGCUCUUGCUACCGAGAAAGCAGAGCUUGAGUCUCAGAAAGCUGAGCUAGAAGCCAAAGCAUCGGAACUUGAGUCGGCCAAGGCGGAGCUGGAACAACAUGCUAGCCAGGUGCCCCUUCUAAGGACGGAAAAUGCCAACCUGGUCAGCCAACUGAGCGCAGCUCAUCAACAGGUUGAGGAGCUUGGUGCAGCCCAGCAGAAGUCAACAGCAGAGAUGGCUGACUUGCAGUCCUUUGUCAAUCGGCUGGCAACGCCAAAGAGAGCCCAGUCAGAGUCCAGAAGCACCACCAGCAGUAAGAAGAAGAGCAGUGCCAGGAACAGCAAGGAGGAGCUGGUAGUUGUGCGAAAUCCACAAGAUCGUGGUAGUAUGUAA
Messenger RNA from Phaeoacremonium minimum UCRPA7, 2058 nucleotides. RefSeq names its product putative rna polymerase rpb1 c-terminal repeat domain-containing protein. The record is from RefSeq and is a predicted model, not a curated record. Bases 1 to 2058 code for a protein of 685 amino acids. The transcript has a single exon. Lineage: Eukaryota; Fungi; Ascomycota; Sordariomycetes; Togniniales; Togniniaceae.